AGGUGCUCGUGACGGCCGCCGCGCCACGGGGGCGGACGAGAUAUAAUUCGUCGUUUGUUGUCCUGUUGUCGCUUUCCUUUAUUUCGUCUGCGGUUAACUGCGCGCGGUUUUGCGAUUAAGACGGCUUCUUCGGCCGCCGUCGCGAAGUCGCGGCGAAGUUUUCGCCCGAAGAAAUUUCAUUAACGCGGAAAGUUUCUGGACACUCCGCGCUACCCCGAGCCUAACCGGCAAGAGACUGUCGUUGUCGUUGUCGCAUUUUUGUCCAUUGGCGUUCCGUGCGCCUGCCAAUGCGGAUGGAUAACAAGAUUCCGGCCUGCUGGCGAACGCGCGCUCUUCCGCCGUGGAAAAAUCUCGUGAAAGGUUGCUGAUCAAUUCUGAAAAUAUUAUGUGUUGUUGAACUGAAGAGUAAUACAUCGCGCGAGAACACACACAUCACAAGCAAUGCGAUGCGACGCGAGGCGACGCGACGCGACACGACCACGAGGCGCCGGGAUGCAGGGUACGACGACACGGAUCGAAGCGAACGCGUCGUCGGUCGGAUUUAUUACUGGCUGCGGUUGUCUACGGCGAGACAUUGCGCUCACUGCAGAAAUCUCUGCUAAAAAUUUCACAGAGACAGACACCGUGCCGCGUCGGAGGAAGGGCGCAGUCGACUCGGCAGACCGACGUUACUGGCCGUUUGAGGAACGACUUUCGGAAUCGACUUUCCUGCCGGAGCGAAGAGAAGUUUGGCAAUUUCCUUGGGCUAAUCUGCUGGUCGGUCAGCAUUGAGAUGCUGCGGGGGUUACUAUCGCAGGGAGACCGGACGAAGAGAGAGGAACGAGAGAGGCGUAGCAGCACGGUCGGGGUUGAUCCAUCGACCACGAGCGCCGAGCGGUCCCAUGAAUUAUACAAGCGGCUCUCUAUUGCUCUCUCAUCUGGCGUCUCUUUCUCAGAGAUAUCCCCCGUGGUGCCGACGAGAGGUACGACGAGGACGAGCAAGUGGGAGCUGAAACUCUCCUCUCUUUACUGAAGAAAAGAGACGGGGACGGAGGAGGGAGAGAUGCAGACGCGUGCCAGAGUGAGCUUACACGUCACCACGGCUGUCUUGACGUAGCAACGAGUGACCGUCCAAUAAAGAAUGACAAUUAAAGCUUGACAUGGGCGGCGACACUUUUUCUUUCAUUAUCCACAUCGCUCGUCGGUGGCGCACACGACUGAGAGAAGUCGCAGACAGAAUCCCUAGAUUGAUGAGUUUCGGCCGUUUGGAAUGACUUCUACAGAUAUUAGUUCGCUUUGCGUGAAACUUGCCAGAAUAAAAGUUCUGAAUGUAAGUCCUGUUUUUUUGUAGUUAUUUUUUUUCUAUCCUGUCUGAUUUAUCCGAAUGAUGGUGUCGCUUAUCGCGUAAAGAAAUAUAUUUAACGAUUUUAAUUUUUUAAUCUUAAUUAUUUAUGAAUAUCAUUUUAAUAAUGCUGAAAAAAAAAAAAAA
Messenger RNA from Monomorium pharaonis (pharaoh ant), 1468 nucleotides. RefSeq lists its product as uncharacterized. Bases 442 to 771 code for a protein of 109 amino acids. The transcript is spliced from 4 exons. NCBI's taxonomy places the organism in Eukaryota, Metazoa, Arthropoda, Insecta, Hymenoptera, Formicidae. The record is from RefSeq and is a predicted model, not a curated record.